CUGCAAGCUCAUUGGAGCUCUCUCUCUCUCUCUCUCUCUCUCUCUCUUUCUCUCUCUCCUCCUCCUCCUCCUCCUUAAUUGGAACUAUGACAUUUAUCAUGAGCUCCAUUAUUGCCGGCGGGGCUGCAAUAAUUCUGAUCAUCAUGUGGGCAUGGAGGCUAGUGAAUUGGGUGUGGGUGAGGCCAAAGAGGCUAGAGAGGUUGCUGAGGGAUCAAGGUCUCAAUGGAAAUCCUUACCGGCUACUGUUUGGAGACACCAAAGAGUUGAGAAGCAUGGUCCAACAAGCCUAUUCCACCCCUAUCAGCUUGUCCGACCACCACCCUAGACGCGUCCUGCCGUUUUAUCAUCAUAUCAUCACCAAGUAUGGUAAAAAUUCUUUUACAUGGGUUGGCCCAAUCCCUAGAGUGAACAUCAUGGAUCCUGAACUAAUCAAAUACAUCUUGGUUAAGAAUGAAAUUUUCAAGAAGCCACAACCAAACCCUCUUGCCAAGCUCCUAGUGACAGGCAUUGCUAGCUAUGAGGAUGAGAAAUGGGCUAAGCAUAGGAAGAUUAUCACCCCGGCUUUCCAUUUGGAGAAACUCAAGAAUAUGUUUCCUGCAAUGUAUUUGAGUUGCAUGGAGAUGAUAAGCAAAUGGGAAAUGCUACUAUCAAAUAAGAGUUCAUGCGAGCUAGAUGUGCAACCUUAUCUUGAAGACUUAACCAGCAAUGUGAUUUCUCGCACUGCAUUUGGAUCUAGUUAUGAAGAUGGUAGAAAGAUUUUCCAACUCCAAAAAGAACAAGCUGAUCUUACUCGCCAUGUUCUACAAUCAGUUUACUUGCCUGGAUGGAGGUUUGUACCAACAAGAUUAAACAAAAGAAUGAAAGAAGUCAACGAUGAGCUACUCGCAAUUAUGAGAGGCAUAAUUAAGAAAAGAGAAAUAGCAAUAAGGGUAGGAGAAGCUGGUGAUGAUGACUUGUUGAACUUGCUUUUGAAAUCCAAUAUGAAAGAGAUUCAAGAGCACGGGAACAACAAAGAUGUAGGGAUGACUCUUGAAGAGGUGAUUGAGGAUUGCAAGGUGUUUUACUUUGCUGGGCAGGAAAGCACCUCCAAUUUGCUGCUAUGGACCAUGGUUUUGCUAAGCAUUCACCCCAAAUGGCAGGUGAGUGCAAGAGAAGAGGUUCAAAGAGUUUUUAAGAACAACGAGCCAGACUUCAAUGGGAUAAACCACCUCAAAAUUGUGACUAUGAUUCUCUACGAGGUUAUGAGACUAUAUCCACCUUCAGUUGUAAUGACUCGUAUCAUUUACAAGGAGACGAAGGUGGGAGAAAUGACAUUUCCAGCUGGAGUGCAAUUUUUAUUGCCAAUAUUGUUGGUCCAUAACGAUGAAGAAAUAUGGGGUGAAGAUGCAAAGGAGUUCAAACCAGAGAGGUUUUCUGAGGGAUUAACAAAGGCAACAAAUAAUGGACUCUCCUUCUUCCCUUUUAGCUGGGGUCCUCGCAUAUGCAUUGGCAUGAACUUUGCAAUGAUUGAGGUGAAAAUGGCUUUGUCCAUGAUUCUGCAUCGCUUCUCAUUUGAGCUUUCUCCAUCAUACACUCAUGCACCUACUUACAUUGCAACGCUUCGAGCCCAACACGGUGCUCACAUCACCUUGCGCGGGAUCUAGGGUUUGUGUGUUUGUUUCCCAAUAAUGUAUAAUGCUUUAUCUUGAGCUAAAUUAUCUAAUUUUAUUUUUUUU
Diospyros lotus (date-plum) is the source of this 1715-nucleotide messenger RNA. Its product is annotated as cytochrome P450 CYP72A219-like. NCBI's taxonomy places the organism in Eukaryota, Viridiplantae, Streptophyta, Magnoliopsida, Ericales, Ebenaceae. The transcript is spliced from 5 exons. The record is from RefSeq and is a predicted model, not a curated record. The coding region runs from base 87 to 1643 and encodes 518 amino acids. Gene Ontology annotation, molecular function: oxidoreductase activity, acting on paired donors, with incorporation or reduction of molecular oxygen; iron ion binding; heme binding.